Molecule: messenger RNA, 1536 nt
Organism: Cicer arietinum (chickpea)
Lineage: Eukaryota; Viridiplantae; Streptophyta; Magnoliopsida; Fabales; Fabaceae
Product: probable UDP-3-O-acyl-N-acetylglucosamine deacetylase 1, mitochondrial
Biological process (GO): lipid A biosynthetic process
Molecular function (GO): UDP-3-O-acyl-N-acetylglucosamine deacetylase activity
Source: RefSeq, a predicted model, not a curated record
UUUACUUAGAGUAUUUGGUGACAUCUGGAGUUCUUAUAACUACUUCAGCCCCUAAAAAUGUUGUUUUUGUUCUUAAUGAGAAUAUGAGAAGGAAUGCUUAUAAGUGGAGUCGUCUCGGCACAGUUUGCUGCUGACUUCCAUCACUGCAAUGUCUGCUCUCAACGCUCUCCGAUCCUCAAAACUUAUCUCCUGGAAGCCCACCGGGAGGCUUCAACAAACCCUAGCAGGAUGUGUGGAGCGGAAGGGAAACUCAUUGCAUUCAGGAAAACUUUCGAAGGUGAGAUUGUGUCCUGGAUUUGCAGGUCAAGGAAGGUACUUCGAGUUUCGUUCGAAUUCGAUUCCUGCUUCGGUUGAAUUUGCUCAGGUUUCUCCUCUAUGUACUACUCUCUGUAAAGAUGGUUUGAGAAUUCGGACUGUGGAGCAUUUGCUUUCUGCUUUGGAGGCUGCUGGGGUUGACAAUUGUAGGAUUCAGAUAGAGAAUUUGGAUGACUGUGCUGAUGAUGUUGAGAUUCCUAUAUUUGACGGGUCGGCAAGGGAAUGGGUGGCAGCCUUGGAAGAAGUUGGUUUAGAGAUAGCAACUGAUGUUGAUGGAAAAAGCUGCGAGAAAAUAGCUCCACAUGUGAAUGAACCAGUGCAUGUUUGGAAGAAUGAUUCUUUUGUUGCUGCAUUUCCUUCGGAAGUGGUUCAAGUAACUUAUGGCAUAAACUUUCCACAGGCACCUGCUAUUGGCCUCAAGUGGUUUCCUACAACCCCCUUGGACGAUUUGGUUUAUUCCACGCAAAUAGCUCCUUCAAGAACCUUCUGCAUCUAUGAGGAGGUUGAGCAAAUGCGCAAUGCUGGACUUAUCAAAGGGGGCUCUCUGGAAAAUGCCAUUGUGUGCAGUACAAGCAAAGGCUGGUUGAAUCCACCUCUUCGUUUCAGUGAUGAACCAUGUCGUCACAAGAUUUUAGAUCUUAUUGGUGAUCUCUCCCUGUUUGCUCAGUUUGGAAAUCAAGGACUCCCAGUGGCACACUUUGUAGCUUACAAGGGUGGCCAUGCAUUGCAUGUAGAUUUGGCACGCCGACUGAUGGGAAUGACGUGAAAUGCUGGCAUGUUUCCUCUGAUAAACAAGAACCUAUUGCAAAUUUUGGUGAAUUUGUUGCUGAAGUUCAAUCUUAUGCUUUUGAGCUCCUCUGCAGCCAUGGUGGGAUACUGAAAUGCAUAGUCUCUCUUUAGGAACCGACAGAGAGGUUAAGAAGGCCAAGUCCUCCCAAGUAUUGCUGCCACCACUUUGUCCACUUAUAAUGAAAGCGUCCAAGCAGAAAUUUUAUAAAAGAAAGUAGUUCAAUUUCUUAAUUAUAUGAAUUUCAAAUAUUAAAGGAAAACCAUUUAGCCAGAAUCACAAUCAAUAAUGUUUGGAUAUCAUUUGAUAAAAUGAUCAAAUGAUUUAUGUAUCAGUCCUAUCAUUACACUCAGUAGGGAUUAAUAAUUAAAUUUCUUAAUACCAAUAUACAGGCUAAAGUGGAGAAAGAAUUGGAUUGUGGAAUUGCAUGACCA